Molecule: messenger RNA, 2106 nt
Organism: Daucus carota subsp. sativus
Lineage: Eukaryota; Viridiplantae; Streptophyta; Magnoliopsida; Apiales; Apiaceae
Exons: 2
Coding region: 1-2106 (701 amino acids)
Source: RefSeq, a predicted model, not a curated record
AUGACUUAUGAAAUGAAAGUCAUAGGAGAUGUAGGGGGUCGUUAUGACAUUUUACGGAAAUGUCAUACCGUGCUCUUCAUACAGGCAUUCUUCGAGCAUUCGAGACUAAAGUCUGUCCUGCCAAAUCUGGUAUCUCCAAAUCAAGCAGCUUUUGUACGGGGUAGAAAAAUUGGUGAUCAUGUACUACUAGCUCAGUCGCUUUGUAAAGACUACCAUCUAAAUUAUGGAGGACCUCGUAUUGCCUUCAAGCUGGAUAUAUCUAAAGCAUUUGAUUCCUUGAAUUGGGAGUUUCUAUUCAAUGUACUGCAUCUUCAAGGUUUUCAUCCGGUGUUUGUUAACUGGCUAAAAAUCUGCAUUAUGGGUUCAAUGGUCUCCGUAAAGGUCAAUGGUGUUCUUGAGGGAUAUUUCAAAUGUCAAUCCGGGCUCAAACAAGGUGAUCCCUUAUCUCCGUACCUAUUUGUUCUUGCCAUGGAAGUCUUAACUGCCACUCUGAAUCAAGCUACAAGCACUGGUGAUUUUAAGUACCAUAGUCGAACUAAGGAAGUUGGUAUUUCGCAUCUCAUUUUUGCGGAUGAUGUUAUGCUGUUUUGUCAUGGGGAUAAUACCUCAGUCCGCAUCCUUCUGGAGGCUGUUGAAGCUUUCUCCUCCAUGUCAGGUCUUUAUCCGAACAAUUCUAAAUGUGUGACAUUUUUUGGUAAUGUACCUUCGGCUAUCCAGGAUUUUACGAUUGCCACUUCCCGGUUUAACAGAGGAACCCUUCCUGUAACUUAUCUGGGUCUUCCACUUAUUUCGGGGAAGCUUCAUGCUCGCGAUUGUCAACCUCUUAUUACAAAUAUCACCAACCGAUUUGAAGCAUGGAAUAGCAAAUUCAUUAGUCAGGCGGGGCGUGCUCAGCUCAUAAAUUCUGUGAUCUUUGGAGUGCAAAACCACUGGUCCAUGUAUCUUUUUCUUCCCAAGGUCAUUAUCAAGAGAAUUCAGAGUGCUUUAUCUAGAUUUUUGUGGAAAGGUGGAAAUUCUGGGCCGUGUCAGUACAAAGUUGCUUGGUCGUUUUGCUGCAACACCAAAUUAGAAGGGGGACUGGGUUUUAAGGAGCUGUUGGGGUGGAAUAGAAGUGCAAUCUGUUUUCAGGCUUGGCGAAUUAUUCGGAACAAUGAAGAUUCUCUAUGGAUCAAAUGGGUUCAUGCACACUUUCUUAAAAACAGAGCUUUCUGGACUUUGAGUAUUCCUGCUAAAUGUCCAUGGGGGCUACGGAAAAUCCUGAACUCAAGAGAAAUGCUUCAACAGCAUGUUCAGUAUAGAGUGGGUCGUGACUCACGUUUCCUUAUUUGGCAUGAUUUGUGGGGAGGUAACAGGCCUUUGAUUGAUGUUCUGGGGCUGAGGGCUAUUUCUUCUUUGGAAUCAGAUCUUUUGGCGCCUCUAAGCUCGAUUAUCAGAAACGGGGAAUGGUCACUUGGACAGUCGAAUGAUCUAACAAUCAUAAAUCUGAGAAGCAUUUGUAGCUCGAUUGCUAUACAUGACUGUGAUGACAUUUUAUGGGAUGGCAAUGUGGUCAAAAGUCUUAGCAUUCGCGACAUAUGGGAUGGAGUUCGACUGCGUGGAAGUUUGCCUGCUUGGUAUAGCUUUGUAUGGUGUAAGUUUGUGGUUCCCCGGUGGGCUUUUAAUUCAUGGUUAGUAGUCCAGGAGAGACUCUUGACCAAGGACAGAAUGACUCAUUUCCGUAUGCCGGUAAACCAGUUGUGUGUUUUAUGCGGUAUGGCAAAUGAGACCCAUGCGCACCUGUUUUGCCAAUGCACAUAUACUCGCAGCAUCUACAAUAGUUGGCAGUUGGGGAUUACCACUGUUUGGAGUGAGUUCCUUUUGGGGAGAGUCUAUGCUACUGAUCGAAUUUCCAGUGUUGAAAAGGAAUUAAGUUAUUUGUUUGUGGCUGCCACUUUAUACUCGGUUUGGCGGGAACGAAAUGAGCGAAUCCACACCAGUGGUCAUCAAAGGGGAUUUGGGAGCUUGGUCAAAGAUAUUAAGAGAGAUGUUCGUGCAAAGCUUUCAUCACAUCAUUAUUUUAAACUUUGUGCUAGAAAAGAUCCUGGUUUAGUGAUGCACUUAUUUUAG